GUUUAAACUAAUUUCGUUCUAGAUUCUGUUUUUAUAAAAUAAAAUUAAUCAGUACAUAAAGCAUGUCGCGGCCACGAAUAUGCAUCAUUGGCGCCGGACCGUCUGGAUUGUCGACACUGUAUCACUUUGCUAAAAUGGAGCAGAUGCCGGAAAUUGUUUGUUACGAGAAACAGAGCAUAUGGCUUGGUCUCUGGAACGUUUCAUGGAGAACAGGACUUGACGAAAACGGAGAGCCUGUUCAUACAAGUAUGUACAAGCAUAUGUGGUGUAAUGGACCGUGUGAAUCGCAUGAGUAUUACGAUUACACCGUAGAACAACACUUUGGUCAGAGAACUCCAUCAUUUCUUUCUCGUAUUGCUAUGAGGGAUUACCUUGAAGGUCGUUUUACAAGAGGAGCACCUCGUGGACGCAACCUUAAGGACUAUAUACAUUUUAAUACCGCUGUCCGUUUUGUGAAGUACAUGGACGAUAAAGAUGAAUUCAUAGUUACAGUAAAUGAUUAUAGCAUCAGACAGACACGAGAGGAAACGUUUUCACACGUUAUUGUAGCAAAUGGUAUUUUUAACACACCAAAUCUCCCAGAGUACCCUGGUAUGAACGAGUUCAAAGGUCGCAUUCUACAUUCGCACGGCUUUCGCGACGCUAGGGACUUUACUGGACAAAGGGUAUUGAUUAUUGGCGCUGGUUAUACCGGCGAAGAUCUGGUAGUGCAACUACUCAAGUUUGGAGCGAAAAGCGUGAUUCUCGCCUACAGAACGAGACCUAAAGGUGAUACAUGCAUAAUGCCAGACGGUGUUGAAGAGAGACCAAUGGUGGAACGUUUUGACUAUGAUAAGGCCCACUUCAAAGAUGGGUCAUCUGCAGAAAUCGAUGCCGUUAUUUUGACUACAGGCUACAGGAACUAUUUCCCAUUCUUGGAAGACAGGUUUAGGAUUCCAGAGGAAACGCAUCCUUACCCGGAAGGAUUGUACAAAGCUUCUUUAUUUUACAAGGCAGGAAACAACCGACUGUUUUAUAUAGGGGUUCUAGAGCAAAUUCAUACCUUUCUGUUCUUCGAAGUCAUGGCAAGCUGGACUUGCAAGUAUUUCAUCCAAAUUUUAACUCUUUCAUAAAGUUUGCAAUAGAAAAUUACACCACUUUUCCGAAACUAUGAAGAUCUCAGGUUUCAAUUUCAUUAUCAUCUAUUUCAAGUAUUUACAUAAUGUUUACUAGACAAAAUGAAAGAAAGUCACUCUAUAUUAGUCAUUUGUCCAGCGCUUUAAGUGUUGGAUUCUUAAUUUAACUGAAUAUUGGGCCAAUUUUAGGAUAAAUUCAUUCUUAUUCAAUUAAAAUGACCUCUGUGUCCGAGUAGUUAAGAGCUUUGACUUUGAAUCAUUUGUCACUCACGGCUCUAGAUAUGAAACCCCGCUUUGGGAGUUUAAUUCAUUCAUCAAGCAUAUUGAUUCUACCCAGCUGCUACUCUCGAAAAGCUGGAAAGUCUCAUAUACCAUAAAACUAUGUCUGUUUGAAGUUUAAGUAGAAUAAAGAAUUAAUCAGAAUUAUUAUUUUAGUCGACAGUACGUGAACGGGCAUAUGGAAUUGAAUUUACGUAAUGAGCAUGUGUGAAUAAUAUCAUGAAUACUAGUAGUUAUAACGAUAACUGUGUCAUGAAUAGUUUAUCAGUGUGCCUGUAUAAGACAGUCACUAUGCUGACACUUAACAUAAUCUAAAUAUAUAUACACCUUGUAAAUUAGUAAAUUAAGACGAUACAUUCUUCAAAUAAUGCUGUAGUUUCAGUGUAAAAGAUGUAUUUGUGUUGUUUUCUUUUAUAUAUUUAGAAAAUAUACGCGCAAUUGUGGUAUCUUCCAAAUCUGUGUAUCAUUUUCUCUACUGCUAAGUUUGUAUGUAUCAGCUUCUAAAACUAGUGCUACAGUACAUAACA
This is a messenger RNA of Mercenaria mercenaria, 1921 nucleotides long. Its product is annotated as senecionine N-oxygenase-like. The record is from RefSeq and is a predicted model, not a curated record. Lineage: Eukaryota; Metazoa; Mollusca; Bivalvia; Venerida; Veneridae. The coding region runs from base 63 to 1112 and encodes 349 amino acids. The transcript has 3 exons. Gene Ontology annotation, molecular function: flavin adenine dinucleotide binding; NADP binding; N,N-dimethylaniline monooxygenase activity.